CCUGACAGACUCGCGAUCGCCAGCUAUAUACGUAGUAGGCUACAGUAUUCCUGAGCAAGAAAGCCUUCCCCGAAUGAGAUGUCUCACAAGUGAUGGAUUUCUGGGCAUUGGACACAACCCCCGACUGAAACUCGGUGCCCAUUCACUGCUGAGUGGAGAGAGAGAGAGAGAGAGAGAGAGAGAGAGAGACUGUAGGGCUGCAGCACUUCCACAGCAGCUCGGCGCCUCACUCCUGUGGCACCUGCCAUCACAGCGGUAGCGCUUCCCCCGCUCUGCUCCGAGAGGCCGCGCGUCACACGUUGUACGGCUCGUGCCGGGAUUGAAGGAUUCCUCUUUAUAUUCUUAACACUACUGGAAACACCUCAAGUCUGCCAAUGGCUCCCAAAGGGCCUGAGGGCGAGCGGGCCGUGGACGAGGUGCUGGUGGCGGGGCUCGAGUCGGGCUCGCAACGUCGGCCUACCGACCCGCCCUCAGACCUGCUCUUUGGCCUGGAGGACGACCCGCCUUGGUACCUCUCCCUCCUCUAUGGCUUCCAGCAUUACCUGGCCAUGAUCGGCAGCACCAUCGCCAAGCCCAUCAUCCUCUCCUCUUUCCUCUGCAUCGGCGAGGAGGACCCGGCCCGCGGCGCCCUCGUCUCCUCCAUCAUCUUCGUGUCCGGCCUCGUCACCCUCCUGCAGUCCACCAUAGGCGUCAGGCUGCCAAUCAUCCAGGGCGGGAAUUUUGCCUACGUGGUGCCCAUCAUCGUCCUGAUAAACACGUCGUUUCGGCCCUGCGACAGCAUCUCCCUGGGCAACAUGACGGCCUACGAGCGGCAGGAGCUGUGGCAGGUCCGCAUGCGGGAGGUGCAGGGAGCCAUCACACUCUCCGCCAUCAUGCAGGUGGUGGUGGGCUUCACAGGCUUGAUCGGAGUGCUGCUACGCUGGAUCACGCCCUUGACUGUGGUGCCGACCGUGACGCUGGUGGGCCUCUCCCUCUUCGACGUGGCCUCCCUCAAGGGCUCCGAGCACUGGGGCAUCACCCUCAUGGUGAUCGUCCUUACCACGGUGUUCUCCCAGCACAUGUGUGAGAUCGUAAUACCCUUCCCGAUGUACAAGAGGGGCCAAGGCUUCUACUCCAUCCCGUGCCAGCCCUUCAAAACCCUUUCCCUCCUCCUCGCUAUCGUCAUCACGUGGGGUCUCUGCGGCAUCCUCACGCUGACGGACGCGUUGCCUGCGGACUCCGGCGCCAGAACAGACCUCGCCGGGCAGCUCAUCAGUUCCACACCUUGGGUUCGGUUCCCCUAUCCAGGUCAGUGGGGGCCUCCGUCUCCCAACAUCGCAGGCUCCAUAGGCAUGAUGGCGGCAGUCUUCGCCUCCAUCAUCGAAAGUGUCGGGGAUUACUACGCCUGCGCCAAGGUUGCCGGCGCCAAACAGCCUCCUCCCCACGCCAUCAACCGGGGCAUCGGCGUGGAGGGCAUCGGGUGUCUGUUGGCGGGGCUCUUCGGCACCGGGAGUGGCACCACCUCCUACUCGGGCAACAUCGGCAUCCUCUCAAUCACCAAGGUGGUGAGCCGUCGCGUGAUCCAGUACAGCGGCCUUAUCAUGGUGGUCUGCGGGGUGCUGGCCAAGGUGGGCGCCACGUUCGUCACUAUCCCCGGGCCGGUCAUAGCGGGCGUCUUCUUCGUCAAGUUCUCCAUGAUCACCGCCGUCGGCCUCUCCACGCUGCAGUACGUCGACCUGUCCUCCUCCAGAAACCUAUUCAUCCUCGGUUUCUCCAUCUUCUUCGGGAUCUCGUUUCCAAAGUGGCUGGAGGCUAACCCGACAGCCAUACAGACCGGCUUUGCGCUGCUGGACCAGACCAUCGUUGUGCUGCUUCAGACCUCCAUGUUCCUCGGCGGCAUGAUUGGUCUGCUUCUCGAUAACACGAUCCCAGGCACUGACGAGGAGCGUGGCAUUCUUAAGUGGAAAAGACUCAGCUCUGAUGUGGAUAAGAUACACACCGACUCCCCCAAAGCUGCACCAUCUCCGUCAGAAUCCGUUUCAUCUGUAUCGCCCUAUGACUUCCCCUUCGGAAUGAAACUAGUAAACAGAACGAAGUGGCUCCGUUACGUACCUUUCUGCCCCCCAUACGAAGGUUUCCUAAGGCGCAGGUCGUCCAGUAUAAGUGAAGAAAGGUCAUCCACGGAUCCCUGUUAGAGACACUGUGACGACCAUGCUUGCUGGAGACGUGGGUAGAGGCCAUGGCAAAACUUUACUAUGGACGUGACCACACCCACCUUCAGGACACUAUAAUUUUGUGAUAUAGAAAAGACCUGAUCAUACCCAAGGAUCAAGGAGGAGUACUAUUUCUGAAGGGCUUUAAUAAGGGAGACAUUCAUAAUUUUUUGGGGGGAAGAGAACCGGGUAGGACACGAAGUAAUGGGUUUAAACUGAAUAAAUUCAGAUUCAACAGGGACACAGGCAAAAAUUGGUUUACAAACAGGGUGGUGGACGAGUGGAAUAGGCUUAGCAGUCACGUGGUGAGUGCCAAUACAAUAGUCACAUUCAAAAAUAGAUUAGAUAAGUUCAUGGACAGCGAUAUUAGGUGGGGUUAGAUACACGGGAGCUUAUGAUCAAAGGAGCUGCCUCUACAGAAUGAACAUCAACUUGCUAGAAUCAGUUCAGAGGAGGAUGACCAAGAUGAUUCAGGGGCUGAGGAACCUCCCAUAUCAAAAUAGGCUGAAACAUCUAAACUUACAUUCACUAGAGAGACGAAGAGUGCGGGGAGAUCUGUUAGAAGUAUUCAAAUGGGUCAAGGGUUA
Molecule: messenger RNA, 2779 nt
Organism: Eriocheir sinensis (Chinese mitten crab)
Lineage: Eukaryota; Metazoa; Arthropoda; Malacostraca; Decapoda; Varunidae
Product: solute carrier family 23 member 1-like
Exons: 13
Coding region: 375-2174 (599 amino acids)
Biological process (GO): transmembrane transport
Cellular component (GO): membrane
Molecular function (GO): transmembrane transporter activity
Source: RefSeq, a predicted model, not a curated record